GUCAGUCUUUCUCAACAGAUCUGGAGCCUUGUAGCGGAGCUUAGAGAGGAACGUCCAAUAGAGAAGUUCAUGAACAUGGUAAUGUUCUGAUAGUGUGGUUUUGACAGGAAGACUGACAACCCCCUUGUGUGUCUGUUAGUACAGAACCCAACACCCACACCGUUGCAUCGUGCAGUCAGGCAGGAUAACUGGACGGAGACUCUGACAUGUCUAUCUUUGUGAUACUGGGACUGCUGGUCUGCAUAGAGGCACAAGAGCCCAGAGCUGAGACUCCUGUGUUUGUGAAGAAGGGAGAGGACGUGUUUCUGAAUGUCACAAUAGCAGAUGUUACUGAUGAAGAUUUAAUUUUCUGGAGAUUCAAUAAAAGUGUUAAUUUAGUACGAUUUGAUGCUGCUGCAAAACCAACAAUCUUUAGUGAUUACUCUGGAAGGAUUGAGGUGCUUGAGAAAUACUCUGUGAAACUGAAGAAUCUACAAGAGGCAGACAGUGGAGUUUAUACUGCAGUACUGUCUGGGAUUACAGACAAACAAAUAACUGAAUACAAGAUCACAGUCCAAGAUCCAGUGUCUCCAGUUAUUCUGUCAGUGGACUCUGUGUCCAGCAGCUCAGUCUGGUGUAACCUGACAGUGAGCUGCAGAGCACAGGACUCUCACAUUAACAGCACCUUUAGAUGUGACACCCACACCUGCAGUCAGGAGGGAGGAGAGAGACCACAGGUCACACCCUCUGCUUCUGCUCUCCAUGUCUACCUGUCCAAUGGCUCCAUCAUCUGUAACCAUAGCAACCAGGUCAGCUGGACAAAGGACAUGAAAACAAUUAAAACUGUCUGCCAACAUGCAGGUCCAGAUAGUGACUCUGCUGGUAUCUCUGUGUGCCUGCUGAAGACAGCCGUGGUGUCCAUCAGUCUGAUCAUCACGUGGGUGCAAACAUUGUAAGAUUUAAAAAAUAAUUGUAAAAGAUCUGGGAAAAAAUGCAUUUCAACUCAUUUGUAAAGCUUACAUGAAUCUUUUAAUGCAAUUUUACAAGUGUAACUUCAUGUAAAUAUUAUUUCUUUCCAAGAAGACUCCACAGGGCACCUUUUUACGCAAAUACAAUGAUUCUUAAUUAUCUAUUGAUUAUACCUAAUAAUAACUGUGCUCACUGUGUAAAUAAAAUGAUUGUCCAGAGAUGUUCCAAAAUCCUUCAGGAGCAUGUUAUCUUCUUAACAAAAACAACAUUUAAUUCUCAUCAUUUAGAACAAAGAUACAAGAAAUAGCCUUCAUGUAACCCUGCAUGUUAUAACAAUGUUCUAACAAUAUGUACUGUAUGUGUUUGUGUUAUUAGUAUGUUAUUAUAUUUGUUCACCUUUGGGUGACUGCAGUUUCUGCUACAUGCACCAUUAUCUGAGAAUCAUUAAAGCUAUACUCAUAUUA
This is a messenger RNA of Etheostoma spectabile (orangethroat darter), 1412 nucleotides long. RefSeq lists its product as uncharacterized. Bases 207 to 935 code for a protein of 242 amino acids. The transcript is spliced from 4 exons. The record is from RefSeq and is a predicted model, not a curated record. Gene Ontology annotation, cellular component: membrane. NCBI's taxonomy places the organism in Eukaryota, Metazoa, Chordata, Actinopteri, Perciformes, Percidae.